AUGACGGCCCUUCCCGCGACGGACGGCGGGUUUGCGCCUCGCGACGCCGAGGAUGGGUCCUGGGCAUCCUCUUUCGCCUCCCGCGUCGCCGACCUGCGCUCCGAAGGCGUCACCUACGAGGACAGCGCCUCCUUCCUCCGCGCGCUGACGAAAUCCGGCAUCCUCCGGUUCACCGACAUCAGGGACAGGCCGGACCGCUUCUUCCUCGCGCACCGGCUGCUCGCGAGGCACGCGCCCGAGCACGGACCGGGGUUUUGGAUCAGGUUCACGGUGCAGUUCAACCUCUUCGCCGGGACCGUCGUCGCCCUCGGCGGGCCCGAGCAUCUCAAGCAACUCGACGCCAUACAAGACGCUGGCCAGCUGGGAUGCUUCGGCCUCACCGAGCGGCUCGCGGGUGUCAACUCGGGUCUGGUCGUGAACACCACCGCACGCUGGGACCCCGCCACCGAGACGUUUAUCAUCGACUCCCCCAACGAGGGGAGCGCCAAGAACUGGAUCUCGCAGGGCCUGUGCGCGGAGAAGGCGGUGUGCGUGGCGAACCUCACCGUGGGCCAGCAGCGGUGCGGCCCACACGCGUUUCUCAUCGAUUUGCGAGAUCCGCGAGACGGACGCCUCGCGGCGGGGAUCACGGUGGGCGACAUGGGGCGCAAGACCACCGGUAACGACCUGGACAACGCGUGGAUCGAGUUCCACGACGUGCGCGUCCCAAAGUCCGCGUUGUUGAACCGGUACGGCGACGUCGAUGCGCGCGGUCGAUACGUCCCGGCCGUCGAGGGCGUGAGGACGAUGGACAUGAUCGGCCAGAGGCUGUUCACCGGAAGGGUCGCCGUCGCGCAGGCGGCGCUCACGUUCACGCGCGGGCUCUUCGCGGCGACUCGAGCGUACAGCGACGGUAAGAGGUGCACGAUGCGGGGCGACGCCGGUCAGUUUUUAUCCGACGUUCCGCAACUUAACUCGCUGUACGCAAACGUCGGGACACAGCUGGCGUCGAUGGACGCGUUCGUCGCCGGGUGCGAGGCGGAACUGGCGACGUGCCUCGCGCGACGCGCGAUCCCGCCGCUUGACCUAACGCGCGCGAUCGCCGUCGCGAAGAUUCGCGCGGUGGAGACGUCGAUAGCGUCGUGUCACGCGCUGAAGCAGGAGGUUGGAUCGUACGCGCUGAUGGCCGGCACCGGGUUUGAAAACACGGAUUUCCUCCAGUGCUGCAAGUUUGCCGAAGGGGACAGCAGGAUCCUGUCGCAGAAGCUCGCGAGGGACGCGUUCGGGGAGUUUGUUAAAAACAAAGGAAAGGCGCCGCGCGGGUGGUCAAAGGCGGAGGCUGGGGCGUGCCGGCGGGUCGCGAGAGCGGUGGCGGAUGCGACGCGAGCGGGGAAAGGAAAGUCGGCGGCUUGGGACUCGGCGUGGGUGGACGUGUACGCGCUCGCGGACGCCGUGUGCGAUAGGGUGGUGUUGGAGAGGACGGGCGGGAGAGGCGGGGAGCGCGCCAGGCUGUGA
Messenger RNA from Micromonas commoda, 1494 nucleotides. RefSeq lists its product with no specific name. Lineage: Eukaryota; Viridiplantae; Chlorophyta; Mamiellophyceae; Mamiellales; Mamiellaceae. Gene Ontology annotation, biological process: fatty acid beta-oxidation using acyl-CoA oxidase; lipid homeostasis. Gene Ontology annotation, cellular component: peroxisome. The transcript has a single exon. Bases 1 to 1494 code for a protein of 497 amino acids. Gene Ontology annotation, molecular function: fatty acid binding; acyl-CoA oxidase activity; FAD binding. The record is from RefSeq and is a predicted model, not a curated record.